Messenger RNA from Panonychus citri (citrus red mite), 4689 nucleotides. RefSeq names its product rho GTPase-activating protein 45-like. Gene Ontology annotation, molecular function: GTPase activator activity. The record is from RefSeq and is a predicted model, not a curated record. The transcript has 8 exons. Gene Ontology annotation, biological process: signal transduction; activation of GTPase activity. Lineage: Eukaryota; Metazoa; Arthropoda; Arachnida; Trombidiformes; Tetranychidae. The coding region runs from base 845 to 3994 and encodes 1049 amino acids.
AUCAUGAGUGUUCAUAGAAUUCAAGUUUUCUCAAGGACGAAUACCAGUUUUCGUGUUUUCUAUUUUCUCUUUCAACCAUUUCUCUCUCACUCUCUCACUCUCUCGCUCUCCCAUUCUCUCUCAUCAUCAACCAACAUGAAGCUCAUUCGCACGCUGUUGUCAGAACCUGUAACACAAUGAGCAGGAUGUUGUUCACUUAGAACUCUAAUCGUUCAGUUAACAGUUUCAAUUGUUAUUCUUUAUUCAUGUUUUUCAUGAUAGAGAAAAAAAAAUUCUUAAUCUUUAUCUGGAUUAACACUAUGGAUUAAUUAUCUCUCAUUUCUUCACGUGUCUUCCUCUCCCUUAAUUGUUUCCGUGUUCAACUAUUUUCAUGUGUAAUUCAAUUCUGUCAAUCAUUUUUUUUUAUCUUCAUCAUCAAUAUAACAGUUUGAUAUUAAUUACCUUUAAUUAACCUGUUGAUUCAAUCACCAGUCUUCAUUUGAAUCAUCUAAUUAAUUGUUUUCUUUGCUGUUUCUGUGAAUUUUGUUUACUUGUUGUUUCAAUCAAUCGAGACACUUAAAUGUUAAUUAUUAUUACAUUUACAACUCUCGUUUUUAUUUGUUAAUUUCAUUGGUUAUCAAAUGAUUCUGAUCAACAGGUUAAUUAAAAAUGGAUAACAAUUAAUUAGCCGCGUUUCCAAUGGAAAUAGUAACAAAUUUUAACAUCUAAUCAACUAUUGGAUUGAAUCAUCAACAUCUACACUUAAUCAGUGGGUUUACCUGAUUAAGAGUGAAAAUCAAAUUAUUUCAUAAUAAACAACAGCCUAAUCAUCAUCAACAAUCAAUUAUCGUUUUCACAAAGCAAAAUGUUAUUCUGUCGUAGCAAAUAUAUCAAUUCCUCAGCCGAUCCAAUUAACUACCGACUCUCUGAGUAUCUCAUGGAAAGUGGUGGAGGAGGAGGUAAAUCAAAUGGAAACAUUAACAUGAUUGGCGGUGAUUCAUCAACAACAAUUCCAUCAUCUUCAUCAUUAACUCCGCCAGAACUUACUGACCCUGAAGCAAGAAGUCCACUGACACCUAAUGAUUGUGACAAUAGGUUUCUCCAUUUACCUGAAGGAAUUGAUUUAGCUCUUCAUCGGGCUAAAUUAUGGUCCAAAUAUGCCAAAGAUUUGAUUAACUACAUCGACAAGAGAAGCAAUUUAGAAGCUGACCAUGUACGCAAUUUAACUAAAUUAGCACAAUCAGUUAAGCCCAUCCUGAAGGAAGAGAAAUAUCUUCCUCUUCAAUCGGUUUACCUGAAAGCCUUGGACAAUGAUUUGGACAAUAGUUGUAGUACACUUGCUAAUUGUUCACUUCUUUUAGGACAUAAAUUUAUCGAACCACUGGCUGCUCGUCGAACUGAACAUGAAAAAAUUCGAAAACAGAUCAAAUCAGAAUGGAAUCGAGAAUUGAAACGCACUCACGAAUCAUUGACCAAUCUUCGCAAGGCUCGAAUCAUCUAUUUUCAAAGGAAUCAAGAAUAUGAGAGACUUAGAACUUUAAGCAAUUUAUCAUCUGAACUGAAUACAAAUGAAUAUGGAGGACCAAUUGGCGGUGGUGGUGGUGGUGGUGGUGGUGGAGUGGGUGGUUGUUAUGGUGGAAAUGAUCCAGUCAGUAAAUGUGAACGAAAAAAGCGAAUUGAAGACGAAGCUUGUUUAAGAGCUCAAGAGGCUGAGAUAGUCUAUCGAAAUACAAUCAACGAAGCAAAUAUCAGGACUCGAAACUGUGAAGAACUGAAAAGAAAACUUUUAAUCCGGAUUCGGGAGUUAAUCUACCAGUGCGAUCAAACCCUGAAAGCAGUGACCAUUGGCUACUUUGAAUGUCAACAUAACCUUUACAAACCAAUUGUUGAACAAUUUGGAUCUCUAAGUGAUUUAACUAAAUUGUAUCAACCUGGAAGUAAAUACGCUGAUUAUAUAUCACAAUUACCAGAAUUUACAGAAACCCUUAGAAAAUGUAACAACAAUGGUAUUCUGAAAAAUUCUGAUUACAACAAUAAAUUUGAUUCAUUAACAAAUCAAAUGUCAACAGGUAAAGUUAUUGGUAAUUGUAAUCAACGAUCAACAAUUAAACGAUCAAACAAUUUAAAUGAAAACCAUUUAAAAUCCUGCAAAGAUAUUGAAUUGCCAGUUACCUUUUCAAGUGAAAUGGUGGUUGAUGGAGAUUCAAACUUUGAAAGUGGUUUUAAUUGUUCAACUCUUCCUGCGACAUUAACACCAAGCCACCAUUUUCGUAAACUUAAAACACCAUCUCGCUGUCGGCAUUGUGAUGGUUAUGUUUGUUUCCAAGGUCUUGAAUGUAUCAAUUGUGGAUUAACCUGUCAUAACAAGUGUCGAACCGAAUUGGUAAUCGUUAAUUGUAGUAAUAACAACAACAAUAAUAGUACUAAUCUCCGACGGAAUCGAGGUUCAUCAACUAAGAAAACAAUGACAACUUUUGGUGUUGAUUUGAAAUGUUCGGGUGAUGAGAUUCCUCCGGUUCUGGUUAAAUGUAUCAACGAACUGGAUCGUCGUGGCAGUUUAAUUAAGGGACUUUAUCGUGUAUCGGGUGUUAAAUCUCGAGUGGAAAAACUUUGUCAACUUUUCGAAUCCUGUCCAGUCGAUUCUGUUGAUUUAAAUGAUGUCCAUCCAAAUGUUAUCGCUAAUGUAUUGAAACUUUAUCUUCGUCAGUUACCUGAACCUUUAAUUACUUAUAAACUAUACCCUGAGUUUAUACGGAUCGCAAAACAAUAUCCGUCAAGUGCUGAUGGUUCAGGAGCAGAUUUGGACGAUCCUUCAAUUGCUGACCAACUGGUUGUCCAGUAUAAACAAUUGACCUCAAGUUUACCCUCUGUUCAUAAUAAAACUCUUGCCUUUUUGUGCUAUCAUUUGAAAAGAGUAGCUGAUCAGAGUAAAAUCAACAACAUGCCUUCAUCAAAUUUGGGAAUCGUUUUUGGACCAACUUUAUUAAGAUCGUCAGAAGGAGAUUCGUUGAGCUCACUGGUCGAUACUGGUCAUCAGGCUCGAGUUGUUCAAAUACUGAUUACAUAUGUUGAAAAGAUUUUCGGUCCAGCUCCACCAUCACCUCAACCACUGACCGAUCCUUCAUAUCCGGAUGAUGAUGAAAUUGAUGAAGAUCAACAACAUCCAUGUGAAAAUAAUGAAAACAAUAAGGUAAACUCAAUGAUGACCAAUACAAAUCGGACACAAGUUACUCUUACACUAGAAGGUAAUAACUGUUCAUCGUCAAAGGGGAAGGAUAAAGAAAAUGAUAAACUGAUAAAUAAGUGCAGAAAAAUGAUCAACAGUAAUAAUGUUUACAAUAAUAACAUGAAUGACCAAAUGAUCAUUGACCAUAACAAUAUUACUAUCGAUGGUAAAGUCCGAAGCCUCGAACGUGAAAGGUUAUCACCUACUCCAUCAAUUUAUUCAUCAUCAGCUGUUAUCAAAUUAUCUGGUCAACAAAUAAUCACUGGACCAUCAAAUCUUAGCGGUAAUUAUGAUGAUUCAGAUGAUAGAUUAAAUCGGUCCAAUAAUAAUCAUAAUCAUAAUUGUAAUCAUAUUAUUGGUGGUUCUCGGAAUUCACUUUACGAGGCAAGGAGACAAUUUUUUGCUUCUCCCUCACACUCACCUUUAUCAUCUUUGACAUCACCAUCUUCAUCUUCAUCGUCACCUUUAUCCUCAUCUUCAACCUCAAGUUACUCCAUUCGACCUCAUUCCCUAAUUACCGGAUCAAUGUCAUUAAAUUCACACAAUCUUAAUAAUCACAAUCACAAUCAUAAUCAUAAUCAUCACAACCAUUCAUCACCUUUAUCUUCAACAAUGUCAUCACCAACAACAACAACAUCUUCACCAUCUAAUGAACUACCUUCAAUGACCAUGUCCAGUUUAUCACUGACCAGACCUCGCAAAGCCUCAAUCGUAACAAAUACAAUUAAUAAUAACAACAACAAUUUAACCUCAAACAAUGAUUUAUUCAUUACAAAGAUGACCAGUUAACUGGUUUAAUUGAAUUACACUGAGAGCGCCGAUACAGUAAUUUGAUAAUUGAAAUGCAAAUAGCAGUUAAUUGAUCAUGAAGGAUUAACGGAACAAUUAAAUAACAAAUUUCCUAUUACUUUAAUUGUUGAUCAAUUUUAGUUAUAAGAUUUUCUUUUUAUUUUAAUUAAAUCAACUGAUCAAUUGUUUCCUCCUGAUAAUUAACUUUUAAAAUUAUCCGGACAGGAUUCCAAUUGUAUCUACUAAUUGAUUUGGUUUUGUCUUUUUAACAAUUAACAUGUAAUCAUCAUUUUUUUUUAAUUGUUUAACAACCAAAUCAUGAUAAUCAAAAAAUUGUUACGAUCUUUGUAUUUUAAACUAUUUUAUAUUAACAAAAACUUUAUAAAUUGUUACACAGCCAAGGGAUUGAAGUUUACAAUCAGUUUGUUUAAUCAUUUGCUCAGGUAAUCAGGUAAUAAAGAUACUAAUUACUUUUAAUAUCUAAUCAGAUGACCAUUCAAAGGGAUUAUACCGUUUGAAUGAGAGAGUGUUGUAUGAUUGGAUUAACUUUAUCUCAUUCAUUGAUUAUAUUUAAUUGUGUGAAUGAUUCAACAAAUUGUUGAAAACUCAAAGUCUUUGGCUGUUUAUUAUGCAUAUGAACAUUCAACGUUUAACUUUGCUAUUGACGCAUUUUGAAUAAAAUAAAUUGCAAUUAA